Molecule: messenger RNA, 606 nt
Organism: Tinamus guttatus (white-throated tinamou)
Lineage: Eukaryota; Metazoa; Chordata; Aves; Tinamiformes; Tinamidae
Source: RefSeq, a predicted model, not a curated record
AUGAGAGAAAAUGGGCCCAAGUUGAAACAGGUCACACUCAGACUGGAUAAAAGGAGAAAACCUUCCCCACGAGGGCAGUCAGGUAUUUCUCACUUUCACAGAGAUCAGGACCUUGGUGAUCGCACUGAAAUAAAGCCUGCUGGAACCCAAAAUAAAAAGAGGGUGACACGGAAAGUGUAUGAAAAUGCUCCAAGUGCUCCAAAUAAUCUCCCUACAAGUUAUUCUAUCAACAAUGAAAGAAAAUCCAGCAAAUCAUCAUAUGGUGCCUAUAAGGAAAAUAUAACUGGAAAUACUAUCAAAACUGUUUACUCUACUUCUGAUAGGAGUAUAAUUGGAAAAGAUAUAUGUACAUACUGCAGGAAGCCCUUGGGCAUAGAUGCCAAAAUGAUCUUAGAUGCCUUGCAAAUUUGCUGUCAUUCAACCUGCUUCAAGUGUGAAGUAUGCAAAAGACCACUGGAAGAUCUGAGAGCAGGAGACAGCAUUUGGAUUUACAGACAAACUGUGCACUGUGAGCCUUGCUAUUCCAAAGUAAGAGAAAAAUGGAUCUACUAAUUUGGACCAACACAAAGCAAGAUAAAUAAGUUCCACUGGUGUUUAGUCAAGUGU